Messenger RNA from Rotaria sp. Silwood2, 1938 nucleotides. The record is from the annotation of a GenBank genome assembly. NCBI's taxonomy places the organism in Eukaryota, Metazoa, Rotifera, Eurotatoria, Philodinida, Philodinidae.
AUGGAGCGUCAAUCAACAACAUUUAUAUUAAUGAAAAUACUUCGAGAUUUAAAUUUCAAUACAAAUAUUGAGGCUCGUGAACAACGAUUUUCUUUUGUUCAAGACCGUUUUCAACGUUCAAAUACUGCCAUUGAACGUUGCAUAAAAGCUUCGACAGCAGAUUUAACAGAAUUAAUAACAAAUUUUUCUGGUAUAUAUAGUAGUAUCGAACAAUCAAAAAAUCGUGUAGAAAAUGUUCGUAAAUCUCUACGUGAAUGUAAAAAUUUAUUAUUAUUAAAACGACAAGAUAUUCGCAAAUUAUGGUUAUCAACAUUAGAACAAAAUACUUUAGAUCGUAUGUAUUCAAAUGUAAAUGAAUUAAAAUACGUUCCGUCACGUUUACAAUUUUAUUUAAGUAAACGUUUAUAUAUUCAUGCAUCAUUACUUUUAUUAAAAGCAAAAGAAUAUCAAGAACUACGUUUAAUUAGUGCAUUAUCUCAUAUUGAUUUACAGAUCAAAGAAGAACGUUUAACAUUAGAAGAUCAAUUACGUUUUGAAUUAAUUUAUCAAUUAUUUGAUAAAUCAUCACGAGAUGUACUUGGAAAUAAAAAUCUAUCAACAGCAUUAAGUAAAAAUGAUCAAAGUUCUUUAUCGCAUGUAAGAGAAAAUCGUUUAUUAAGAAAACAACUUGAUCAAGAAUUUGAAGAAGGAAAAUUAUCAUUUGAAUCUCAUUCAUUAGCAAUUAUACCAGAUAAAUAUAUGUUAGUUGAUAUACGUAAUCAACCAUCAAAUAUAUAUUUAGAUGUUUUAUUACAAUCUUUAUCAAUUUUAUCGAAUUUAAAUGAAACACUUGAUUUCAUACAAAAACAAUUUCAUGAACAAUUAUAUCGUAUUGUUUUACGUACAACACAGCAUAUUAUUGAUAAUAAUUUAAUUGUAUUAAAUCAUUCAAAUCAAAAUUUAAUUCUUAAUAAUACUGAUUGUUUAAGAGAUUUAUUAGAAACAACUUAUGAACAAUUCAAACUUGUUGUAAAAAAUACGGAAUAUUUAAUAAAUAUAUUAAAACUAUUACAAGAGCAUCAAACACCUAUGCAAAUUCAACAACAAGAAUAUCUUGCAAGUCUAAAGAAAAAUGUUGAUCCCGUUGUACGAUAUAUUAUAUUAAAAAUUGAUACUAUGCUCGAUUUAUUACCGUAUCCCUAUCCAACAUAUGUGCCAAAUAAAGUUGUCGCAGGUUGUAUUGCUGCCGUGUGCAGCAUUUCACUUAUUGCUUGGUUUAUUCAAUCGUGGCAAGUUCGUUUUCGACCACCUCGUCUAUGUUUUCUUCUUCUGAUUUCACAUAUGGCUAUUUUCAUUGAUUUGAUCGUUCGUGCAGCAGUUCCUGCAGAUCAACAACAUUCCAAAAAUAUUUUCAUUAUUGUUAAUAGUCUUUUUGCUACCGGUCAACGUAUGAUUAUUGUUAGCAAUUACAUUUUUGUUAUGCAAAUGCAUUGUGAAAAAUCGCCUCUAUCGCGUGGUAUUCUUGUUGGUGUCGUUCUAUGUGUUAUCACGUCCGGCCUUCUGUUGGCACCGGCCAAUAUGUUAUCAUUCAAUCCUGAUCAUAUUAAUUCAAGCUUUCUUUUUCGAAAAUUAUCCGCAUUAAUCUUACUUGCAGUGACUCUUUUCUUCUAUGCCAUAUGGUAUUGGAGUAAAACAGUGAAAGAUAUGACUAAGCGAGCCUUUAUUUUGAUUAUUGUCUCUAGUGUGCUCUGUGUAGUUGUUGCUAUCUUUAACCUGAUCCAAUCGAUAUCGGCUUAUUAUGACAAGAUCAAUAGCCAUGAAGUAUGGUUCUAUGUUUUCCAAAUAACGCCUCUUAUUUUGGCUCAUUUUACCUGGUCAAUCCUUCAUCCAAAACGAAGUCUUAAAUCAUCCACUCCAUUGAUAUCUGCAACAAAUGAUGAAAUAUCGAUACAAGAAUAA